AUGGGUGAAAUAGUUGUUCCUCGUUGUGUUUUUCCCCAUUCGAAUCCGCAAUCUGUUGAAUUGCAUGGAUUUUGUGACGCCUCCAGUCUGGGAUAUGGAGCUUGCGUCUAUGUUAGAUCUUGUGAUAUGACCAACUGUAAAAUUUCCCUCUUUACCUCAAAAUCUCGAAUCGCACCCUUAAAGAACGCUAAACUCACGAUACCACGCUUAGAGCUAAGCGGUGCGCUUGUACUUGCACGAUUGAUUUCCAAUAUAACGCACAACCUUAAGAUUUCAUUUUCCAGAAUCAUUCUCUGGUCCGAUUCCACCACAGCACUUUCCUGGAUCAAGACCGACCCUAGUCGACUCAAAACCUACGUAAGCAACCGAGUCAUCGAGAUACAAGAGUUGGCUAAAGGCAUUGAGUGGAGAUACGUGGGGACGCAUGACAAUCCAGCAGAUGUAAUAUCUCGAGGAUUGUUGCCUUCCGAGAUACGAGAUUGCGAAAUCUGGUGGUCAGGCCCGAACUUCCUGUACCACGACGAAGAAGAUUGGCCUAAAAGAUUCCAGCACAUCCCGACCGAGCAACUUCCGGAAACGAAAAACCCAAGCAUGAGCCUCACAGUUACUGACCCUCCUGCCAUGUUUUACCUGUUUGCGAAAGAGAACAACUAUCGAGAAAUGCAGCGGAUAAUGGGAUUAGUUCUACGAUAUAUCGACCACAUACGACCCAAGAAAGACAGACAGCAUCGAUACGGCGUCCUACGUAUUCCAGAGCUACAACGAGCGACGGUUGCAUUGGCCAGUAUUGCGCAACAAGAGACAUUCCCCAACGAAUUCAGCUGCCUCGACGCCGGAAAGGUAAUUCACAGUAAAAGUAAACUAAUCAGCUUAUCUGUGUUUUUAGAUCGAUCAGAAUAUGUUCUGCGAGUGGGGGGUCGAAUUCGUCACGCACAACUGCCAGAAAGUCAGAAGCAUCCUAUUAUUCUGCCAGCCACGCACUGUUUCACUCACGCCGUGAUUCGUGCGUAUCACGUUGAGAUGUUGCAUGCCGCUCAACAGCUUCUACACUCAACCAAAUCGACACAUUGUGGCUAUGUGUGA
This is a messenger RNA of Uranotaenia lowii, 1083 nucleotides long. RefSeq lists its product as uncharacterized. The transcript has a single exon. Bases 1 to 1083 code for a protein of 360 amino acids. The record is from RefSeq and is a predicted model, not a curated record. NCBI's taxonomy places the organism in Eukaryota, Metazoa, Arthropoda, Insecta, Diptera, Culicidae.